Ictalurus furcatus (blue catfish) is the source of this 1356-nucleotide messenger RNA. RefSeq lists its product as uncharacterized. The coding region runs from base 187 to 996 and encodes 269 amino acids. NCBI's taxonomy places the organism in Eukaryota, Metazoa, Chordata, Actinopteri, Siluriformes, Ictaluridae. The record is from RefSeq and is a predicted model, not a curated record. The transcript is spliced from 8 exons.
CCCACAGUGGCGCUUUUUAAAAUUUCUGACGUAUUCCGACUCAUAACUCGCCUGCGAUCGGAUACUUUCAGCAAACCUCACAUCUCUUAAGCAACUUUUUACAUUUCUGAACAUCUCUAUUCACCUUUUUAACAUCUUUGCCACUAAUCUGAGCAUUUUCCUGCACGAAUAUCAUCUUCUGAAAAAAUGCCGUAUUACACAAGUGGGGAUUCGUCCAACUCUGGACCCUGGGUUGAGGCUGGUGACUCCCAGCACUUUGUCCCUGACCCCCAGAAACAGGACUUCACCCCCUUCAGUCAGGGCCAGGCGUAUUACAGCCUGCCUGCCCAGCCAUAUUACGCAAGUUGGGAUUCGUCGAGUUCUGAACCGUGGGUUGAGGAUGGUGAUGGCCAGCACCUUGUCCCUGCCCCCAAUGUGUACAAUCAGGAACAGGACUUCACUCCCAUCACUCAGGGCCAAGCGUAUUACAGCCUGCCUGCUCAGCCGUAUUACGCAAGUUGGGAUUCGUCGAGCUCUGAACCGUGGGUUGAAGAUGGUGAUGUCCAGCACGUUGUCCCUGCCCCCCAUGUGUACCACCAGGAACAGCAAUUCACCCCCAGCACUCAGGGCCAGGUGUAUUACCUCUUGCCUGUCCAGCCGUAUUACGCAAGUUGGGAUUCAUCCAACUCUGGACCGUGGGUUGAGGCUGGUGAUGUCCAACACGUCUCUGCGCCCCACGUGUACCACCAGGAACAGGACUUCUCCCCCAGCACUCAGGGCCCGGCAUAUUACAGCCUGCCUGCCCAGUUGUAUUACCCCAGCUGGGACACUAUUUCCUGCUCUGGGCCGUGGGUUGAAGCUGGUGACCUGCCACACCCUAUCCCAUCCUCCCACGUGUACCACCAGGAGCAGAUAUUCACUCCCAGCACUCAGGGCCAGCAGAUAGAGCUUCCAGGGAUGGCUGCACUGUCAGAGGACCAAAAUUGCAGCUCCAUGCCUGAAUAUCUGGGGACCUAGUAGAAGACAUCAGGGCCACAGAUCCAUAGACCAAGUCUCUACUGAGUUAUAAUGGACUUUUAAAUAAGGAUUUACAUUGUCAAAACAAAGCUUCCAAGAUUUUUCAUGCUUACAAUACUUUAUAUUUUAUAUAUAUAUAUAUUGCCAAACUUAUUAAGAAAUUCAAAUAGACUGCGGACCAACCGAGAAGUGGACGUCCACAAACAUCCACUGAUGAAGGCACAAUCGACGUGGUGCUGGCAAACAUAGUCCCUUAUGUAUGGAGACUUUUGGGACACCCUGUAUAUUCUCCAAGUAACUGAUUUACUACAAAUCAAGGACAGACAAACAAACAAACAAAAUAAUAAUAAUAAAAUCUGG